Molecule: messenger RNA, 8359 nt
Organism: Eriocheir sinensis (Chinese mitten crab)
Lineage: Eukaryota; Metazoa; Arthropoda; Malacostraca; Decapoda; Varunidae
Product: toll-like receptor Tollo
Exons: 2
Coding region: 1680-5732 (1350 amino acids)
Biological process (GO): signal transduction
Molecular function (GO): protein binding
Source: RefSeq, a predicted model, not a curated record
GAGAGACUCAGUAAGCUGUGAGCCGCCGCGAAGGAAGGGUGUGGCCGCUCCGUGACCCAGCCCACCCCUUCAGCCCGCCGGUAACAAAGCUCCGAAGUGGACCUGCACACCCUCGAAGCGUUACGUGCUGCAGGCCUCACCCCCGCCCAGGAUGAAGCCCCCGGGACCUUUACCAUUACGAAAAUCGGGACGCUACGAUGCACAGUCCUUCUCUACGCCAGAUUAACAUGGAAACCUGUGUCUGCUGCCUCCGAGGACUGGCCGGGAAUUUAGCAAGCAACACACACACAAACAAACACUCGAGUCGAUGGAUGACGAAGAUGCGUGGACUUACUGACAAGUGACGCCGCUCCCCCCGCCAUCCAUUCAUCCAGUCCCCCAUCCAUCCAUCCCAAUCACCCGCCUCCCUUCCAUGUAUAAUACAGCGGGAGUGUUACGAGGGGAAGCUUACUGCUGAAGACAAAGCAUUACUCCCUCAGGAAAAGCUUGCCCGGGAUUGUACGUGAAGGAGUUCGAUGAAGUAAAACAUCGAGUGUGGAAGGAAGGUGUUUAGCAAGGCGUUGUGACGUGAGACAGGUGACCGUGCUGGUAUUCGGGAAGGAAGGUAAAGUGUGUGUGUGUGUGUGUGCGCGUCUCUACGUUUGUGUUUCUGUGCGUCUGUAUGUGCCUGAAACUGAGGUCUGUGCCAAGCGUGCCAAGUGACAGUGAAACGAGGGAAAGGUGCCCGGGAAAAUGGUGAAUGACAAGGUAAUUUAAUGGUGAAACUUCGUUGAUUCAUUAAGAAAGUGACGGGGCUUUGCAGGAGGCUGAAGUUGACCUGACAGAGAGGCAGAGAGGAAAAUAUAAUUCACGAUAAAAGACAAAGUAAAGAAGCGAAGGAAAGUGGCAGAGAGAGCAGAGAAAGAUAAGCAUCAGUGAAGGGGAGUGAAUUAAAAGGCGUGUGAGUGCCGCGCUAUUUAUGUGUUCUAAAAACAAAGGGACGAAGACAAAUUUGGACGAAAAACACUUUUGGGUGAGCAGCGGCGAGUGUGACGGUGAGGAGGAAGUGUUGAGAAGUGUGUGGGAGGGAGAGUAAUGGCUGACGAGGCACGACCUGGGAGCUGACGUGAUCGAGAGGAGCUGCUAAUGGUCUUAAAGUGAGAAGUGACUGUCCGCCGCUACUCUCGGGCUGCCGGGCCGGACCUUCCUGGGGAGUGAAGGAGAGGCCGCCGCCAGUGAGCGGGAGUGAGUGUGCACCAUCAAAGGGAUAAUUUGGUGCACAUCACACAAGGUAAAGAUCCCCGGGCGGGCCACAAAGGUUCCCUGAGCUGCCGCCCUCACGCCCCUGUGUGUCUGCGGGCGGCGCGGUGCCCCGGGGGCUAGGCAUUGGGGCGCGGCCGCCCGUGGUGGUGGUGGUGGUGGGGGCCGCCGCGCCGCGCCUCGCCAGGGACCAGUGCGAGUGCGGGCGUGCGGUGCAUGCCCACGGGGCCACACCACCGCCGCUGCUGCCGCCCGCCGCCCCUCUGGCCGCCAUCGAUCACCACACCUCACCAGCACACGAGUCCCGCGCCCCUCCGCCCCCGCCCUGUGCCCCCCCGCCACGCGCCCCCCACACCUGCGCGCCCGCACGUGCCGCCAGCUCACGCGGCGAGUCAGUGAGGACGAGGCGGGGCGGCGUACGGGUGUGCCCUCCCCCCCUGAUGGCGGGCGUGGCGGGGCUGCUGCUGCUCCUGCUGCUGGGCCUGGCGAGCGGCGUGAGUGGCCGCCCGCCGGAGUGUGAGUGGCGCCUGGAGAACACGGGGGUCACGGCGCGGGCCGAGCAGCAGGUCAGCACCUCCUGUCAAGUGCGGACGCUGACCCGCGAACUGCUGACUGCCAGCGAAAACGGCGGGAGCAACGGGUCAGCUCUGUCAGCCCUGGCGCACGCCGCACACGUCACGGCACUGUCGCUCCACUGCGCGCGGCAGGUGGUGUUCGAGUCCCGUGUGGAGGCGGGCAUGUUUGGGGUGUUCCCGCGCCUCGAGGAGCUGCACAUCCUGGGCUGCAAGGUGACGCAGCUGCCGCCCCACGCCCUGGCACGCCUCCCUCACCUGCGGCGUCUCACUCUGCGGGCCCACCACGAGGACUGGCCCACGGCGGCACUCUCGCUCCACCCUGACGCCCUAAGUGGCCUCAGCCGCCUCGAGACCCUUGACCUGGCGCACGACGCCCUGUGGGCGCUGCCCGCCGAGCUGUUGUGCCGCCUGCCGGCCCUUGCCGCCCUCAACCUCACCCACAACCGUCUCCACCACCUGCCGGACCUUGGACUUGGCGCCGCAGCCUGCGGCUCCCCGCUGCGCCAGCUGGACCUGGCCCACAACCAAGUGUCUGAGGUGCCGGCCGCCGCGCUGGCAGGCGCUGCCGAGCUGCAGACGCUUUCCCUCCGCCACAAUCGCUUGGCUCACCUCGCCGACACCGCUUUCCAGGGCCUCACCGCGCUGCGCCGCCUCGACCUUUCGCACAACCGGUUGGUGGCUGUGCCGCGGUCCGCGCUGGCUGACCUCCAUCAGCUGCAAAAGCUGCUGGUGGCCAACAACUCGCUGGGCUCCCUGCCGCCCGCAGCUUUCGCUGGCCUGACGCAGCUACUGACGUUAGACCUGAGCCACAACCAGCUGACGUUAGCUCCAGGGGCGUCGAAGCCUUUUACUGGUCUAAUCAGGCUGCGCGUGCUGGACCUGAGCCACAACCGGCUGGCCAGCCUGGGUCCAGAUACCUUCAGUGACCUGUACUCGCUGCAAGAUUUGAAGAUGGGUCACAACAGGCUGGCGGCGCUCCCUGACGGCCUAUUCGCUGGCCUCUCCAACUUGCACACGCUGGCGCUGGGCCACAACAAACUUCAGCAAGUGUCGCGGCGUGCGCUUCAGGGGCUGGUGGUGGUGACUCACCUCUCGCUGGACCACAACCUGCUAAGCUCCGUGCAUGACGCCGCCCUGGACAACUGCUCCUCGCUCCACCACCUGAAUCUGGCCCACAACAGGCUGGAGGCCGUGCCCGAGGCCGUGUCCCGCGCCUCGCUGCUCCGCACGCUGGACUUGGUUCACAACCGGCUCACCGGCCUGGAGGAGGGUGUUUUCCGCGGACUUUUGCAUCUGCAAGAGCUGCGCGCCGCUCACAAUCAGGUGUCCGCCCUCAACAGGACUUCCCUGGCGGAGGUGCCAGCGCUGCGCCACCUUGACCUAUCCCAUAACGGGCUGGUGGCGGUGGAGUUCGGGGCUUUGGAGGUCACGCCGCGUCUGGCGGGGCUCAACCUGCACCACAACCUGCUAGGGGACCUGAACGGACUGGUGACGGAGCUGCAGAAUCUGACUUGGCUGAACGCCUCGCACAACGCCAUCACCUGGUUUGACUACGCGCUGCUGCCCCGCAACCUGGAGUGGCUGGAUCUGAGCCACAACCUUCUGUCCCAGCUGGACAACUUCUACCAGCUGGAGCAGACGCUGGGCCUACGCGUGCUGUACGCGGCGCAUAACAACAUCUCGGACAUCUCGGCGAGCAGCGUGCCCGACAGCAUCGAGGAGCUGCACCUGCAGCACAACUCCAUCUCCUACGUGGCCUCCAACACCUUCCUCGAAAAGACGAGCGUCUCGCUCAUCGACCUGCGCCACAACAGUCUCACCAUCUUGGAGGAGGCCGCCCUCAGACUCUCCCCACGCCAGGCACCACCUCCGCUCCUCCUGCUGUCCCUCAACCCACUGCAGUGUGACUGUGCUGCAGACUGGUUACUGCGGGCUGCCGGGGCCGGCCUCGGGGCGGGCGUGGGCGGCGCCUCCGUGCUGCCCCAUCUUGGAGACGUGGGCCGCGUCGAGUGCCAGCUGCCGGGGCUGUGGGGCGGGGCUCUGGUGCCCCUCGUCACCGUGCAGCCACAACAGUUCCUUUGCACCUACCGUCGUCACUGCUUCACCCUAUGCCACUGCUGUGACUUCGACGCCUGUGACUGCGAACAGACCUGCCCCAGGAACUGCACAUGCUACCACGACCACACCUGGACGCACAACGUGGUGGAUUGCGGCGGCGGGUGGGCGGCCAUGCCAUCGGGUGUGCCCAUGGACGUGACUGAAGCCUUCAUGGACGGCAACGCCAUGGGUGCACUUACCUCGCACUCCCUCAUCGGGCGAAAAAACCUGCGCGUGCUGCACCUCAACCACUCCGAGGUCACGGUAAUACAGAACCGCACCUUCAACGGCCUCAAGGCGCUGCAGGUGCUGCGGCUGGACAAUAAUUUGCUGACUGAGCUGCGCGGCCACGAGUUCCUCGACCUGCACGACCUGCGCGAGCUGUACCUGCAGAACAACCGCCUGCAGCACCUCAGCAACGUGACAUUCAUGCCGCUUCACGCCAUCGAGCUGCUGCGCCUCGACCACAACUUGCUGACCACCUUCCCGGUGUGGACGCUGCGCCACAACCUCUUCCUGCUGGAGGUUGGGCUGCACCACAACCCCUGGAGCUGCGAGUGUGGCUACUUGGCAGACCUGCGUCUCUGGCUGGAGGCAAACCGCAUCAAGGCCACCAACGCCAGCCUGGUGCACUGUCGCCACAACAACACGGGCGCCGCUGGCCCGCCAGUGCUGUCAGAGACCCCGCUGCGCUGCGACCACUACGUAGCCACGACGCGCAUCAACAGCCUCAUCGUGCACGACUACCUCAUGAUGCUGCUCAUCACGGCCGCGCUGCUCGUCCUCCUCCUGGCCGCCGCCCUCACCGUCUUCGCUUACCGCCGCCGCCUCAGGCUGUGGGCGGUGGGUCGCUACGGAAAGCGGUUGUUCGAAAAGUCGUCGGCGUAUGUGGAGGAGCGAGAGAAGCUGUUUGACGCCUUCGUGACCCACAGCGCCAAGGACGCCACUUGGGUGUGCGGCCUGAUGGCACCCGAGCUGGAGGCGUCGGGCUACCGGGUGUGUGUGGCUCAGCGGGACUGUGGGGGCGCGGGCGCAUCCAUCGCCGAGAGCAUCGCCUGCAGCAGGCGCGUGGUGGUGGUGCUGUCCCGUGGCCUCGUAGACGCAGAGUGGUGUCGUUACGACUUCAAGAGUGCGCACGUGGAGGCGCUGCGUGGCGUGCGGCGGAGGCACGUGGUGGUGGUGCUGCUGGAGGAGGUGCCACGCGGAGAACUAGAUGCAGAACUGGCGGCUCUGACCAGGGCCGCCGCCACUGUGUUGCGACCGAGGGACCCCCGCUUUUGGGAUCGUCUCAAGAGGGCCCUUCCCACUCAAAGGAGCCGCCGUAACCCCGCGCGAGGCGCAGGACGGCCCCUCGUGCCUCACCACGCCACCUCGUGGCCAAGACACGAAAGCAAGGCGCUUGGUGCGGCGGCAGCCAAAUCCCUCACUGUCAAUCCUUACUGGGAGACGGCGGUGGGCGAGGGGGCGUGGCCCUCUAAGGGCGCCGGGCCGGGAGCGCUGCCCCCAUGGGUGCAGGUGCCGCCUAAACCACCGUCCCCGCCACGCCCUGAAGCAGGUGGCGAUGGGGCUACGCCGGAAGGGUCGUGCCCUGAAGGGCAUGAGCACACCUACAUGAGCGUGAGCGAGUGUGAGGAGGCUCGUGGUGCGCCGCCCCCCGGGGACGCAGUGGAGCCCCAGACUUCCCUCGCUGAGGGGUGGGAGGGGGAGAGCAGUCCUGCCUUCUUCCGCCACGACGCCCCAGACUACCUCACGCGCAGCUGGGUCUUCCACGCGCCACCUGGGGAGCAGCCGCCUCCCCCGGGACAGACCUACUUCGUUUAGGCUUCCUGCCCCCCCUCGGGCUUGCUCCACACACUUCAAGUUCCUCCGUUCCCAGCGCCCCCUUGCCCCCCCUCCCGCCUCCCCGGCAAGGGCCAGGCCCAGACACAUUCCGCCCACGCCCACAGUCUGCCGCCCGCGGCGGCGCUUCAAGCUGUGAUGCUGAAAAAACCUGAAAACUUAUAAACAAAUUCAUUCAAUCAUCGAAAUUCCGGAAAGUGUGUGUGUGUGUGUGUGUGUGUGUGUGUGUGUGAGUGUGUGUGUGUAGAGAGAGAGAGAGAGAGAGAGAGAGAGAGAGAGAGAGAGAGAGAGCAGGGCUGUGCGUAAUGUUAUCUUUGUUGUUGUUAUCGCUAAGGCUUGGCCGGUGCCGCGUCGCGCCGCGCCAUAACCAGCCCGCCGCCUGCCCACCGAAGGUCCUACCGGUUGCCUUCAAAAGCAGUGGCCUAAGGCUGGUGCCCCGCUCCGUCCCACUCCUCGGCCCGGCGGGGCGGGGCGGAGCGGGGCAGGGCUGAGGCAGUGACUGGUGUCCCUGUGGUCACCCAAAAGACAGUCGGUUCAGUCAGUCAGCCGGUGGUGUGAGUUGUUUCGUUCCGGAAUUUGGGUGUAAGAAUGUCUCACCCAAACCCAUCAGUGCUUUCCGGAGAAAAUCCGCUAUUAUUAUUAUUAUUAUUAUUAUUAUUAUUAUUAUUAUUAUUAUUAUUAUUAUUAUUACUAUUUUCCUUUUUAUUUUUUAUUAUAUUAUUGUUAUUAUUAUUUAUAUUAUUUAUCACAAUUAAAGUUAUAACUUGCUUGCCUCUCAGUUCGUAGCUAAACAAAAGUCAACAUCUGGCAGGAAGGGGAGAGAGUGUCUUGUUUGCUUUGUGGGUCACCAAGUGAAAUAAUUUUAUCACAAACCGUUCAUUUUGGGUUUUCAUAUCUCGCUCUCCUUUCCUUUGUCCUCCCUAAACAAGGUGGAGAAGCAGGAGGAGGAGGAGGAGGAGGAGGUAAAGGGGAAGAGUAGUGUGUCUUUCCAUUUCGUUCACUUGUUCGUAAAAAUAUCUAAGUUGGCCGCUCUGUGUGUGUCAAAACAAUUGCCAUCAAAAUCUAUUCUCUAUCCCGAUCGAUGCAUCUCUUGCGCCCGUAUGUACGUAUAUGCAUAGUAGGGCAUGUGUGUAUGUGUACUCCUGGGAGGGUAAUGCGUACAUACAUGUAGACGUGUUAGGAUGGAGCCGUACGUGACCGUUUCUAAGAGCUUGUUGGGUAAUAUUUUAUGUAAGUUAUGCAGAAACGAAGCCACGUCCCCAUGUACACACCCCCACCGCCACACAGACACCACUUAGCGCCGAGCUGGGUGUGUGCAUCCCUGUACACACACACACACACACACACACACACACACACACACACACAGUCAUGUCCAUUGUAGUUAUUCAUCUUGUAGUCCAGCCAAACACACAAAGCUGCAAAAUAUCAACACACACACACACACACACACACACACACACACACGCGUCACGCAGCCAUCCAGCCAGUAACAAAAUUUUUCAUUCAUCCAUCCAUCAAACCCACCAAGACGCAGUGCUGCCAACGACCCCGCUCUGUACAUACGUAUUGUUAACGCUGACGGUGUUGAUAGCACUGCUGUACCCACCAUCACCCCCACCACCCCCACCACCAUAACCACCCCCACCACAACAACCGCCACCACCACCACAACCAACGCCGCCGCCGCCGCCCCAUUCGUAACGCUUCCUCGGUGUGUGUGUGAGAGGCAGGUAGCGGAUGAGGAGAAAGUAGGAGACGGAAAGGAGGAGGUCGACUCUAGGUUGUAACAUUCAAUAUCGUCCCUGUAACGCAAAGUAACGCUUGUAACACUUACUCCGCAGUGGCGAGUACAGGUUGUGACUGACGUGUAUGUAACGUAACCUAAUAGCCCAUAACAGGUGUGUGAGGCGCUGCGUAACGCUUGUAACAGCCCGUGACUGUGAUGAGGAUGGCUGGCAGGGCUUCCUUCGUCGCCGUGAUAGAAUGUAACGCUUUCAGCAAACUCGUGACGUGUAAAAGAUAACGUGAGAGCUUGUGAGUGCGGGCAGCAGUCAGUGUCAGUGUGGCCGAGGCUGCAGUGUGACAGUGUCCUGGCCGUUUGUGUUUGUGACAAGGCUGUAAUACCACCACUGUCCAGGCUUGUGACUAUGCAACUGUGUAUGUGUGUGUGUGUGCGUGUGCGUGUGUGUGUGUGUGUGACAAUUAUGAGUGCUGGUGUUAUUAUUGCUGCCAUCAACAGUACCAUCAUUAUAGUUGUCCAGACCCUUGCCAUAGAGAUUAGUCACGUCGCCCGGACAAUAAAGGUGUGAAACACGAUGUCAACACACGAGGUGGUGCCCGGCGUGGCUAUGGUCCAGGCUGAGGGGCACAGCGGCAAAGUACCGUCCCUUCUCUCUCUCUCUCUCUCUCUCUCUCUCUCUCUCUCUCUCUCUCUCUCUCUCUCUCUCUCUCUCUCUCUCUCUCUCUCUCUCUCUCUCGUUCGUUCGUUCUCCUUUUCUUUCUCCUAUUCUUUUUUUCUUCUUUCUCUAUUUUUCCUUCUCUCUCUCUCUCUCUCUCUCUCUCUCUCUCUCUCUCUCUCUCUCUCUCUCUCUCUCUCUCUCUCUCUC